Tuber melanosporum (Perigord truffle) is the source of this 1930-nucleotide messenger RNA. RefSeq lists its product as uncharacterized. Lineage: Eukaryota; Fungi; Ascomycota; Pezizomycetes; Pezizales; Tuberaceae. Gene Ontology annotation, molecular function: metal ion binding. The coding region runs from base 1 to 1623 and encodes 540 amino acids. The record is from RefSeq and is a predicted model, not a curated record. The transcript is spliced from 2 exons.
AUGAGUUCCUCCGUGAUCGAGAAGGAAUUGACCUGCUCAAUCUGUACAGACAUCCUCUUCGACCCCGUAACCUUUCUCGACUGUCUCCAUGCGAACUGCGGGGCAUGCGCGAAAUCGUGGUUCGCUUCGCUGAACAAUUCCGGGUCCUCAUCAAAUAGGUUCACCUGCCCAGCAUGUCGAGCGGUAGUAAAGGAGGCGAGAGCGGGCGGCCUGCUGCAGAACCUGGUUGAUGACUUCGUCAAGAGCGAUCCAUCAAAGGAUCGGACACUAGAAGAGAAGAGGAAGAUGCGGUCAUUGUACAAGCCUGGUGAUAAAGUGCUUCCGUUAGCCGGGGGGUCGAGUAGUACGCCGCCAGUGGGAGCGCCAAGACUUUCGCAAAACUCACCGACUCCAUCUUUUCGCAUACCACCGCCGAUCAGACUGCCGCCGGGGAACGCGUUUCACGGAUCGCUCUUCCCGCUGCAAACGUCGCCGAAUAGUGGCCCAUUCCCACAACCUAUUUUCCCUAUCGCUUCGUCACCUGGCUCCUCCCUGACAAGCAGCUUUGAACAGCUAUCCGUCACUAGGGAUCCAGAAUGCCAUAGAUGUUCUAAAUCGCUGAAAUUCGCCGUUCGUGGGAUAUGUGCGACCUGCGAGGAAGCCUUUUGCACACACUGUUACCGUGUUAACGAAGGCUGUGGCUCCUCAUCACCCCCAUCUUCGUCGUCGUCCUCCCCACCGCACGUUGUAAUCUUCCAAAAGCAACGUCCGCUGCCGCAAUCUAUUAGUUUUGGCCUCUUCUGCGUCACCUGUGAGAGCUUUUGUGGCGGACCUAAUGGCGCACUUUGGCUUUGCAGUUCCUGUCACUCCAGCGGCGACGAUGAACUCUGGGGCUAUUGCAGUGUGUGCGUGGGUAAGGGUAACUGCUGCACCCACGAUCUAGAACUCUACACAAAACCCCCCCGCCACCUAGUAUCUGCAUCGCCACAAUCCCCAGCAAUGGAAAUCCUCCACCAGGUUCAACAACACAAACGCCUGGUAUCCCAGGGAGACUCCCCAAACACCCCGCGAGCUCGCAUCCUAGCACGCGGGUAUACGAGACAAACAGGCCACUGGGUAAACUGCGACUUUUGCCACCGCCGAAUUUCCCCGGACAGUGCUUUUCUCCACUGUACUUUGUGCCGGGACGGAACGAUGGACAUAUGCAUGCAGUGUUACGACGUGACUCGCUCGGACGCAGACCCAAACUCUGCCACAUUCAGAUGCCCCCAGGGGCACAACUUUACCCUCCUGACGCAGUCCGGGAACCCGGGGUCGCAAAAGGUUAUACUGUCCCCCCCGCACGACCCACCGGAGAUGAUCCCCCGCGGGCAGAAUCUGAAUCCAUGGACUGCUGUUGCGCUGAAAGGGCACUGGCCAGAUGAGGAGAACUCCUCAAUUGGGAGUGUGAGCAUGGGCGAUCGGCCGGGCGUUCGCAUGUGGGAGUAUGGAGACCAAUUGGCAUUCCCUGAGGGCGCAGAGAUUAGGGAUGUGGCGCUUGCGUUUACCGAGGAGGUUGGCUCGGAUCGGGUUACGUACUAUUGGGGGUGGUAUGGUGGCGUUGGGGGGUUGUUUGAGGGUGAAUAUGUUAGGAUUGUGGAUUAAUGUUUAUGAGUACCAGGGUGUGGGAAUAUGGGUGGGCAAAACCUUAUUUCAUUCAACUUCCAAACUCUCCAACUAAAUGGAUAGAUGGACGGGUUUACCCAGUUUCCUUUCGGUUGGUUGGCUGAUUCAUGGUUUGCUUGCUCUUUUUUUUGUUUAUGUUCUCUGAAUACCCUCUGGCCGGGGUAUGGCCUUUCUUUUUGUCUUGGGAUUUGGAAUUUGUUCGUGUGGGAGGGGAUUGAAUAUGACGAGGUACAAAAGGAUACAUCCCCCAUAGCGUGGUUAUUGUCCGGGUUUAAUUUGCAAAUUG